Messenger RNA from Hibiscus syriacus, 478 nucleotides. RefSeq names its product nucleobase-ascorbate transporter 4-like. The transcript is spliced from 4 exons. Gene Ontology annotation, molecular function: transporter activity. Bases 55 to 363 code for a protein of 102 amino acids. The record is from RefSeq and is a predicted model, not a curated record. NCBI's taxonomy places the organism in Eukaryota, Viridiplantae, Streptophyta, Magnoliopsida, Malvales, Malvaceae.
UAAUAGCAAACUUCUUUUCAGCAAAAUCAACAACUAAAAGUCGAGACAUAAGCAAUGACUGUCGACGGAGGUGGUGGUGGUGGUGGAAAGUCCGAUGAGUUCCAGCCAUUCCCCGUCAAAGACCAGCUCCCCGGUGUUGAUUUCUGCCUCUCCAGUACUCCUUCAUGGCCUGAAGCAGUACUUCUAGGAUUUCAGCAUUACUUGGUAAUGCUUGGCACCACUGUCAUCGUAUCAUCUAUACUUGUCCCUUUAAUGGGCGGUGGAAACGUGGAGAAAGAUGAUGUUAUUAGUACAAUUCUCUUCGUAGCGGGUAUAAACACGCUAUUUUGCAAACGCUGUUUGGAACCCGGCUGCCAGUGGUGAUUGGGGCUUCUUAUGCUUACAUCAUCCCCUCCAUUUCCAUUGCCUUAUCCAGACGAUAUAGUGUCAUCAUCGAUCCCCGCCAGAGGUUUAAAGCAUCCAUGAGAGACGUGCAAGU